Molecule: messenger RNA, 1467 nt
Organism: Paramecium tetraurelia
Lineage: Eukaryota; Ciliophora; Oligohymenophorea; Peniculida; Parameciidae
Exons: 2
Source: RefSeq, a predicted model, not a curated record
AUGGAUUAAAGAAUUCGUUUGAUUCAAGCAGAUCCAACAAAUUUCUCAAUCGAUAGAAUUUAUUCAAUAUUCUGGAAUACGAUUUCAAAAACAAGAAAUUAUUCUCCGAAUUAAAAUAGUUUUAUUUGCCCUCACACUAUUUAAAUUGAAUUAUCACAAAAUGAAGAUCGAAUAUUUUAUUAGCCUUAAAGUUGUAAUGAUUGCCCAUAAAAUUAAUUUAGAGUAAUCUACAAUUAGUACAAAUAUAAAUAUAUGAUUUGCGGGAUACUUUAUUUUUUAUUGGAAGGUAAUAAUAACCUAAACUAAUAUUACGAAAGUUAAGAGUUCUUUUUCUUCUAAAAUUUAUAUGGAUACUACAAUUUAAACAAAUAUUAUUUGAGAUCAAUUUGUUAAAUUUUUAGAGAACAGGAAUUUUAGUAAAAAUUAUAAAUUGUCAACCAAAUGACUUAGGCUUAGAGGCCCAUAAUUGCAGGCCAAUUUCAACUAACAAGAUACUGUGUCCUUAUCAUUUCUCCUUGUUUAGGAACUCCAUAAUUUAGAGAAUAAGAAGAAAAUAGUACAUUUUAUUUGCUAAGUUUCUAAAAUUUCUUGUAAGACCUUCAAUAAAUUUCCAUUCAAAUAGGGCAUGAGAAUGUGCCUCCUCCUUGUCUCCACAAUACAUUCAUUAGUUAAAGAUACCAUCACUUUUUUAAUUUACAUAUUAAUAUUUAUCAAACCAAUCCAAUUUGUAGAUGCUUGAAUAAUUAAAUGGGAACAAUUUUAUAUGCCUUAUUAACUGGAGAAGAAUAUAUUGAUGGGAAUCAAGGGGAUGACGAUUAAAUUAUAGAUGAUGAAUUAAUAAGGUUUUCAAAAAAUCUUAUAUACGAAAAUUAGUUCAAUAGUUCUUAUGAGUAGUUUAGUUAAUAUUAAGAAAUUAUAAAAAGCAUUGUACGAUUUAGAAGUUCCAAUUCCAUCAUUUUAGGAAACGCAAUUGAUGCAAGUUUUUAUGCUUAUCAGUUAACUCGUAAUUUAAUACAUAUUGAAUAAAAAAACCUUUGGAAAUAUUAUAAAAUUUUAUUUUUGUAGGAAAUGAUUGAAUUAUUAGAAAAUAAAAUAAUAAGUCAACUUUUAUAUUCAGGGUUCCUAUGUGAAUAGCUAUUCUAAUUAAAAGGAACAUAAAUUUAGAGAAUAAAUGCUUAUCUUGUAGAUUCGAAUAGCUCAAUUUUGUCAGAAAUUUUAAGCAAUUAUAGUUAAUAAUAAAGUGGGGCAUCCCAAAUCGAACAACAACAUUAAAUUCAGGAAAAUAAUAAUGAAUUUCCUUAAUUAUUUGUGACAAGAUAGGUGCUUUUUCAACAGUUUUCCAAUGUGAUUGCAUUUGAUAGUCCGCAGAAUUAAUUCUUUAGAAAUAAGUUUGAAGCAGCUGAUUUUAAUUAUCGUACGAUUAUUGAAUUUGAAGAGAAGCUCAAAGAUGAAUUAAUAUCAGUAUGA